This is a messenger RNA of Penicillium roqueforti, 762 nucleotides long. RefSeq lists its product as uncharacterized. The transcript has 2 exons. The record is from RefSeq and is a predicted model, not a curated record. NCBI's taxonomy places the organism in Eukaryota, Fungi, Ascomycota, Eurotiomycetes, Eurotiales, Aspergillaceae. Bases 1 to 762 code for a protein of 253 amino acids.
AUGGCCGAAGAAAUCAGGUUGUGUCACACCUGCAAUAAAGACAGGCCGAAGGAUGCAUUUCGGGCAUCUGAAGGUGCAGCGAAGGAGUUCUACAAACUGUGUGAGGAUUGCCGCACGAAGUACCGGAAUAGAUCACGAUUCAAAAGGGCGCAAGGAAACACGCAAGGCAACAGGGGUCGAUCCCGGCCGUAUUAUCUCGCUAAUCCAGCACCCCGAACUAUUCCCGACGUCAGCAACUCGCAGACAGGACUUACCUCUGAAGGCAUCAGUGCUGCACCGACAACCACCGUACAUGGCCAAGCGACAGGUUCGCACGCAGAUCCUAGCCAGCACAGUUGGGUCACAGUUGCACCGCCCGUUAUCGAAAGUUCCGCGCAAAGCACAACAACAACCACUGUCAUCACCAUUUCUACCACCACCAAGAAUAUGAUGGAAACCACCACAAAGCCAGAGGAAGACAAGGAGACCGCACACGAUGGUAUCCAGCGGGGAGAUGAAGACCUAGAGUCACUUUCAACUGAGCCCGAAUAUGAGCAGCAAAGCGAAAUCAGCGUAGGUCCUAACCAACGUCCCGAAUUCUUUGGCUGUAUGCACUGCGAGAAACUUCGCCCAUGGCCAAUGGCGGGACUGCAUAUCUGUUUGUUGUGUAUUCGGGACUGGAAGUGGUGUGCAAAGGGUGCCCACAAUCAUGCCAAGGCGAGCUUCUUAUGGGAUGGCAAGGAACACGAUGAGUGUUAUAUGUGUCAUUUUGCGGACAUCUAA